GGUUUCCAAACAAAUCAAGGAGUUGGGAAGUUUGUGUGACAGAAAUGAGAGGUGUGCACAAGCAGUAUCAUUAAUAAAAAUCUGCCAUUUAUAAGGAACUUGCAAGUAAAUGUGUUCUUCAAGUCAGAUGUGAAUCAAGACAUGUCCCACACUACUGAUGACACCAAAGCUCAUACUGAAAAUGUUAUUCAGACUGUGUCUCCUGUGCAAGAGGCUGUCACAGUGUGUGUGAGCACAGAGAUCUCAGAUGCCUGUAUGAGAAAACCCCUUGAAGGAUUUACAUACUGUAGUAAAAAUGAAGAGCUGGAAAAGACUUUUGUGUUAAGACAGAACUUUGUGCAUUUUCCUGAUGUCUUUUUGAAACUUCAAGUCUGUUCCCUGGAAAAAGUAUUGGAAUUUUUGACCUGUGCUUUACCUCAGAUUUCUGUUAGGAUGGAGGAGUUGAAAGGUAUCUACUGGCUUGCUGUUGGCAAUUGCAAAAAACCUGACCCAGAUCCUGCUUGCUUGCUUUUGUUCAGCUCCAUUCUGUAUGUUGUUUCAUCAGCUGAACAAGACACCUGCCAGAGUUCCUUGGCACUGCUUUGUGAGGUUCCUAUUGACUCUAUAAAGGAGAUUCAAGUUGGCUUUGCUGGACAGAGUAUUAAUCUUCUGUGUUCUGCUGAAGAUGGUUUACUCACAAUAUUUACCUAUGACAAGCACGUCACUCAAAGAAUUUGCCACGACAUAAUGAGCAUUUUGAUUUCUGCAGUGGAUGAUGAUGCUUAUUUAAAUCACCAGCUCUUGAAAGAUGAUUUGAUUCAGAUUUCACUUAACUGGACUUCAGAUGUAAAUGACUUGGUUUUUUCAAACGGAGUGCGAUUGUCCUGUAAAUUUCAAACUGAGUUAGCUGAUCUGGUUUACUUACUCCAUGAAAAUAUGGGAAGUAUUAAACCUUCAUUAGGUGACAUUCGUGUACUGCUAUAUACCUCAGUGAAAGUAGACUGUGCUGAGCAGACUGUGUAUAGAACUCUUGUUCUUACAACUACUCAUAUAGGUCUCUUAAAGGAAAAUCAUGCCCCUAACAUUUGGGAUGCUUCCUGCCAGCGAUCACAGUUUGACACCCUUCAGUUGUACAGUUUGAAUGAUAUCCGAUGUGCAAUUUUGCCAGACAAAGAGAAUUGCACAAAAAUUGAGCUUGUGUUUUCUAGAAGGAGCAAGGUUGGAUCUGAUUCAGGAACUGCAUUUUCUAAGUACUGUGAAAAAGAAAUAAAUACUCAACUGACACUCAUCCCAUCAAUUCUUCAAAGCAGUUUGCAUAUCCCUUCGGAAAUCUGGAAAUUAACAUUCAGUUCAAGUGAAGAAGCCAUUUGGCUAAUUAUGCAUCUGACUAGGUGUUGAAAUCCAAAUACAUUUAGAUACAUUCAAAAUAAGAGGGUAAUGAAUAUUGAUAAAAUCCUUUUUUGUUUCCUUUUUUUUCAAUCAAUAGACAAAAGGGACCUUUGAGCCUCUAAAGGAAUGCCAUAGACUGUGUACACACAUCCUAGCAAUAAUAAUUAUUACUUGAGUGCUUGCUUUUUGUGGGUCUCUGCUAUCCUGUACAUACAUUUCCUUUGGAAAGUGAGGAAAUUAAAUAUUUCUAUGUUAUGUGGUAGGUGGAUGAAAACUAUAAUUGCAGCUCUGCCUUCUGAUUUCCAUUUUGGCUGUGUUUUCUGGCUUCUUCCAUCUACUAUCUGUCUUCAUUAAUGUCUUCUCCAUUCCUCCUCGAUUGCCUUUUCCUUAAUUUUUCUGAGUAUCUGUUUUUCAUGCUCCUCAUUUAUUUCAUGCCCUUGAUCUCAAUCAAUAUUUCAAAACAUCUGCAAAUUUUUUUAUCUUACAUUUCACUGUGUGCUCUUAAUACUACAGAUAUUUACAGCUUUUAUACAUGCAAUUUUGAGAAGAAUAGAUUUGACAGUUCUCUCCUGCUUCAGAGUUUUGCAUUUAAGGUUGAUUGCACUUGCACAUCAAAGUUUGUCACAAGUGCAAAAAGAGCUGUGCUUUAAAUAGCAUUUCAACCUUUGGUCAUGCUACUGUACCUAUGGCAAGAAAUGUUUUGGGGUCUGUCAUCUGUGUAUGUGUUUCUCAUGCUGUAAAUGGAUAGCUGACAGCUGGGGAUACAGCCUGACAGUUGGAGUGAGUUUAACUCUAGAGUUCUGUCCGUGCUUAGCCUUACUUUCACCUUUUUCUGCCUGCUUACUAGUGGGGUUGUUGAUGCUGUGAGAUUGCAUCUCUUACAGUCUCUUUAAUGCUACAUGCCAAGAAAGAAGGAAACUAUUGAACAUUAGUAAAAGAUUUCCAUUAGUGAAGGCUUAGUACAAGGUUAUGUUUUACCUGUUACCCUGUCAGAUGUUCAAAUGAUAAAUAAGCUGUGUUGUCUCCCAUCUUUUGUUUCUUUCCAUGUAAAGGGAGCUGAAUACCUUUUGAAUCCUGUUGCUUGAAUGUACCAUCUGCCUCAUUUGAGGAAGAUGGUUCUUGGCAGAAAAAACAGUGGUAUCUAAUCUGAAAUUCUAAAUUCUGUAAGCAUAUUGCCAGCAGAGGUGCAAUCUUCCACUAGACAGAGUUAGACUUCGGUCUCUCUGAUGGUAUAAGAACAUUUCCCAUUUGUUUUUACCAUAUGUUAAGACAUGAUAACGUAGCUCAUAUGGGAUUUAAAAAGAAAUAGCUUGCACUGGAUGAGGAAGUUAUGUCUGGAAGGAUGAACGCUGGUUUGGAUAGAGAAUUAUGGGGUUUUUUUACAUUACAAAACUUGCUACUUCCUUAAGGAAGUCCAGAGAUAAGCAAAAUAUGUCACAUUAUUUUGAGGUACAGUGAGGGGGAGUUAGCAAAGAAAGUGCACACGAAUAUCUCACGAAAUGUGGAGUAGAUGGAGCAGUAUCAGUCCUGCUCAGGAGUGGCUCCCUCAGUGACAUCAGGGAGGCAUUUCUUCUGGCCCUUGCCCAAAGUCAACACUGAGUGGCACUAUCUGGGAGGACUGUCUUGAUCAAGGCUGUUAAAGGAAAGCAAUUUCUGCAACCGAUUUCUUUUCAGAUUAUACCCCAAAGUUAAGUGUUUGUGCAUAUUGUGUUUCCCAAUAAUGUGUUUUUCCUCUGUUGUGCUUGUUUUCAAAUCCAACUCAGUGAAUAUUCUGCACUUUUAUGAAAAAGAACAACUUCACAGCAAUAUCUUUUAUUCUGCUGUAAAGUAAACAUAACAUAAUGAUCAUUGUUUAUGAAUAUCAAAAGCAUUAUUUAAUGCAUUAGGGUGUAUUUUCCACAACACUUUGUGUUUGAAAUUGUUUUCCUCUCUGUUAUUACCGUUUGUAAUAGUUCUCUGGAAAUGACUGCCAAUAAAUUAUGUGUUGACAGAGGUGGCUUUAA
Molecule: messenger RNA, 3371 nt
Organism: Chiroxiphia lanceolata (lance-tailed manakin)
Lineage: Eukaryota; Metazoa; Chordata; Aves; Passeriformes; Pipridae
Exons: 1
Coding region: 142-1377 (411 amino acids)
Source: RefSeq, a predicted model, not a curated record